AAGACCAGGAAGUGAACAUUUUUGAUGCAGCCGUCUGCUCCUUCUCUUCGCGAAUAAUACUCGUUUCCUGGUUGAAUAUAGUUGGACAGAAAAAGACGCAAGUGGCACACACAGAUAUUGUGAAAGCCGCAUGUUUUGAUGAACUGAUAUAUAUAUUUUUUUAAAAAAAGUCGCGGCGGUGAGAUCGGGAGCCAGAGUGCGUGGUUAGGGCGUGUUUGAAUCUCUGACUGCCCCCACCACCACCACCACCUCCUCCUCCUCCUCCUCCUCCUCCUCCUCACUGGAUGCUAGCUCGGUAGCCUUUGCAUGUCGUUGCCCUCGUAGAGUUGGAAGUUGUGUUUUAUAGUCUGCGUUUAUUUUAUUUAUUCGGAGGCCAGGAGAGAAGAAGUGGACGAAAGAUGGGAUGUACGCUGAGCACGGACGACAAGGCGGCGCAGGAGCGGAGCAAGAUGAUCGACAGGAACCUGCGGGACGACGGGGAAAAGGCAGCCCGGGAGGUCAAGCUGCUCCUGCUCGGGGCUGGAGAGUCUGGAAAAAGUACGAUCGUUAAACAGAUGAAGAUCAUCCAUGAGGCGGGCUACUCAGAGGAGGAGUGUAAGCAGUACAAGGCCGUGGUCUACAGCAACACCAUCCAGUCCAUUAUUGCCAUCAUCAGAGCUAUGGGACGCCUCAAGAUUGACUUUGCUGAUGCAGCCAGAGCAGAUGAUGCGCGGCAGCUGUUCGUCCUGGCGGGUUCGGCGGAAGAGGGCUUCAUGACCGGUGAACUGGCCGGGGUCAUCCAGCGGCUGUGGAAGGACGCGGGAGUUCAGGCCUGCUUCAGCCGCUCCCGAGAGUACCAGCUCAACGACUCCGCAGCAUAUUACCUAAACGACCUGGACAGGAUAUCCAGCGCCGCUUAUGUUCCCACCCAGCAGGAUGUGCUGAGGACCAGAGUGAAAACCACUGGUAUUGUGGAAACACACUUCACUUUCAAGGACCUGCACUUCAAGAUGUUUGAUGUAGGUGGACAGAGAUCAGAGAGGAAGAAGUGGAUCCAUUGUUUUGAGGGAGUGACCGCCAUCAUCUUCUGCGUGGCUCUGAGUGACUACGACCUGGUGCUGGCUGAGGACGAGGAGAUGAACCGGAUGCACGAGAGCAUGAAGCUGUUCGACUCCAUCUGCAACAACAAGUGGUUUACGGACACCUCCAUCAUCCUGUUCCUCAACAAGAAAGACCUGUUUGAGGAGAAGAUCAAAAAGAGCCCACUCACAAUCUGCUAUCCAGAAUAUACAGGCAGUAACACCUACGAGGAGGCAGCGGCUUACAUUCAGUGCCAGUUUGAGGACCUGAACAAGAGAAAGGACACCAAGGAGAUCUACACCCACUUCACCUGCGCCACCGACACCAAGAACGUGCAGUUCGUGUUCGACGCCGUCACCGACGUCAUCAUCAAGAACAACCUGAAGGACUGCGGCCUUUUCUAAAGGCUCCCCGGUGACCGGCUGAGCGAGUGACUUUGUUCAGGUGGAGUCUGGAAACUUCACGGACCCUGCUGAGAAUGUCACUUUUAACCUCCUUAUUAACUUAUGUUCAUCUCUAAAAGAUUUAAAGGCGGCGUGUAGAGAAAACAUUUUGUGUAAAAUAUUUGUACAACUGUCUAUGGCCAGGGAGUUUUCAGUUUUUAAAAUGUGCUUGUUUUACCUUUAUUAUUUUUAAUUUUUAUAUUAACAGGGGGGCCUUUGCUUUGCUUUUUUUUUUUUUUUUUGUCCAUGAAUGAACACUUUGUGUUUUUGUUUGUAGUAGUUCGUGCCUUGCAUGCUUUAGUUACAGUGUCUUCUUUUUGUCGACAUAGGUUUUUGUAGAUGCCACCAGUCAGCUCUUUCCCUGAGUCCAUAUUAUCUUUUUUUUUUUUUCCCCGACUGUUGCAUAACCUUUGCCUCCUUGUACAAAUCAAAAAAAAAAAGACCAAGUCACUCUGUAGACCAAUUCACUCUGACGCUGACAUACUGUGAGCUGUGUGGAAACCUGUUCCGAUGUGUGAUUUGCAUGCAUGCGAAUGCAUGAGUGAAAGCUUUGUUUUGAUCGGGGUCGAAUGGCCGUGUGAGUGAGGUGAGUGAGCGAGUGCGUGGAUGUGUGCACAAUAUUAAAACAAAACAAAACAAAAACAAAGGGACUUUAUUCCUCUACUUGUCAUCCUCUUUCAAAGUUUUAUUUUUCUAAGCGACCAAAAAAAAAGAAAAGAAGCUACUCUCUCAAAUUAACGAGUGCACGUUGUCGGUGUGCUUCUACAAACAUUCCUGAGUGAAUCACGGCGGAAAAAGAAGCUUUGAAAAGAUGAUGCCAAUGGUGGCCUUGUAGCAGACAGUAGGACCAUAUUUAGAUCUGUGCUCGGUGCAUUGACAGACAUACAGCUGGUAUAACUGCACUGUUAUUGAUUAGGAUCUGCGAUGGUUUCACGUUACAUAUCCCCCCCCCCCUAGACCCCACCCCUCUGUUUCCAUUGGAUGGGGACGUAAGCGGACUAAUCUCCAUACUUUUGCUAAUAAAAGAGUUGCUAUGGUGAAACCAUGGCAACUUAUGCAACAA
This is a messenger RNA of Mugil cephalus (flathead mullet), 2565 nucleotides long. Its product is annotated as guanine nucleotide-binding protein G(i) subunit alpha-1. NCBI's taxonomy places the organism in Eukaryota, Metazoa, Chordata, Actinopteri, Mugiliformes, Mugilidae. The coding region runs from base 399 to 1463 and encodes 354 amino acids. The transcript has 9 exons. Gene Ontology annotation, molecular function: G-protein beta/gamma-subunit complex binding; G protein-coupled serotonin receptor binding; GTP binding. The record is from RefSeq and is a predicted model, not a curated record. Gene Ontology annotation, biological process: adenylate cyclase-modulating G protein-coupled receptor signaling pathway. Gene Ontology annotation, cellular component: heterotrimeric G-protein complex.